Messenger RNA from Populus nigra (black poplar), 3784 nucleotides. Its product is annotated as G-type lectin S-receptor-like serine/threonine-protein kinase RKS1. The transcript has 6 exons. The coding region runs from base 958 to 3393 and encodes 811 amino acids. The record is from RefSeq and is a predicted model, not a curated record. Gene Ontology annotation, biological process: recognition of pollen; protein phosphorylation. Lineage: Eukaryota; Viridiplantae; Streptophyta; Magnoliopsida; Malpighiales; Salicaceae. Gene Ontology annotation, molecular function: protein serine/threonine kinase activity; ATP binding.
UAUAUAUAUAUAUAUGAUCACCUAGCCAAACUUAUGAUAAUAAUAAUAGCAUAAACAAUGAUUGCAAAGUAGCAAUAAUGUCAUCAAUGGUGUUCAUAUUGAUAGGUUAGAAAUUAAGUGCAAAGUAAUAAAAUUAAAUUAUUGAUUUAAGUUAUGUUGAUCCUUUUAAUUAUAAGUUUAUUAUUAUCACAAAGGUUGAAUUGUUCAAGGGUUAUAUAGAUACAAUAUAUAUUAAUAAAGAACUAAAAUUGAUAUCUAAUAUUGUUAUAUACUUAAGGGAAGAAAGGAAGGUAGUUUUAGAGCUUUGAUUGAGCAUUCAUGAGGUCAAAACAAGAACAAUUUGAACUUGAAAACGAGUUAUUUCCAACAUGAUAAGACUGAUGUAGAAGAUUUUUAUCCAACAUAUGGCCUUAAAAUAAUGGACAUAAAUUUUGUUUCUAGAAACCAUGAUCUCUGUAUAGGGUUUGAUUUAUAAAAGGCAUCUAAACUCGUUAAGGCCUCCAAACUAGUACUAGAAAUCACUAUUUUGAAAAUGUCAUAUUUUCCAAGUUGAUUAAAAAAAUUUCUAUUUACUUAGAAAUAUUUUAUUAAUUUUUAAGUUUUGUUUUGAAAAGCUUUAAUAAUUAAAUUUGUUUAGAAAAAUAUUGACUAAUAAAAGUUUGAAUUAUAAUUAUUAUGAUCUUUGUGUUUAUUGUAUUUUUUAUGUUGUUUUUGUAUGUGUCUGCAACCUACUACAUAUUUCUAAAACUAGAGGACGGUGUCGUUUCGAAAAAUCUGCAUUGAUAUUUUAACAAAAACAAGUCAUUGCCUAGACUUUGAAGGUUGAAAAGAGUAACUCAUUAAAGAGAUGCCUAAUUCCGUCACGCAACUUCUCUGGAGACUUGUCUGAAGGCCAUAUCCUUUCUCCACAAAGCAAAAUUUGACAAUUUCCAAAAGCCAGAUCCAGUUUACCCCAUCAUGGAAGCUGAAAAACUGUUCCUGCUUUUUUCUCUUUUAAUGCUCCAUUUCUCAUCUUGUACAUCCCUAGACUCCUUAAAGACGAACCAAACCAUUAAAGAAGGUGACCUUCUCAUCUCCAAAGGAAAUAAUUUUGCACUAGGAUUUUUCAGUCCAGGUAGUUCUAGCAAUAGAUAUCUUGGAAUUUGGUACCAUAAAGUACCAGAACAAACUGUGGUGUGGGUUGCAAACAGGAACGAUCCAAUCAUUGGUUCCUCAGGAUUUCUCUUUAUAAACCAAUAUGGAAACCUCGUUCUCUAUGGUAACGAUGACCGAAAGCUUCCUGUGUGGUCUACAAAUGUUUCAGUGGAAGAAAAUGAUACUUGUGCAGCUCACCUCUUGGAUUCAGGAAAUUUGAUAUUGUUCAGGAAAAGAAGCAGAAAAACUGUAUGGCAAAGCUUCGAUUAUCCUACGAACAUCCUGCUUCCUGGAAUGAAACUGGGGCUGGAUCGAAAAUUAGGAAUUGAUCGGUUCCUAACAUCAUGGAGAUCAGCUGAUGACCCUGGGAUUGGAGACUUUUCUCUUAUGAUCAACCCAAAUGGCUCACCGCAAAUGUUUAUCUAUAAGGGUACAAAGCCAAUUAAUAGAUCUCCUCCUUGGCCAUGGAGAAGUCAGAUGGGCUUAUACAAAAGCACUUUUGUAAAUGAUCCAGACGAAAUAUACUUUGUCUACACAGUUCCUGAUGAUUCUAUUCUGCUAAGAUUAAUAGUGGAUCAUCCAGGACGUGUAAAGGCUUUAACAUGGCGAGAAAGUGAUGGUCAAUGGAAGGAAUACUGGAAGUCCCCUCAGUUUCAGUGCAACUAUUAUAGACAUUGUGGUGCUUUUAGUACGUGUGAACUUGCCAAUCUAAAUGAAUUUGGAUGUGCCUGUUUACCUGGUUUCGAGCCCAAGUACCCAUUGGAAUGGUCUACGAGAGAUGGGUCCGGUGGUUGUGUCAGGAAGCGGCUACAUACGUCUUCGGUGUGCCAGCAUGGUGAAGGGUUUGUGAAGGUGGAAAAUGUAAUUCUUCCGGAAAGUUCAGCUGCAGUUUGGGUGGAUAUGAGCAAGAGUCUUGCAGACUGCGAAGUGCAAUGCAUGAGGAAUUGCUCAUGCUCUGCAUACGCAAUCAUUGCAAUUCUCGGAAAAAAUUAUGGUUGUUUGACAUGGUACAAGGAAUUAGAAGACAUUAAUUAUGCUGGGAGUGAAAGUCAUGAUCUCUAUGUUCGUGUUGAUGCAUAUGAAUUAGCUGAUACUACAAGGAAGUCAAAUGAUUCUCGUGAAAAACCGAUGCUGGCCGUUUUAGCACCAUCAAUUGCAUUAUCGUGGUUUCUCGUUAGCCUGUUUGCUUAUUUGUGGCUCAAGAAGAGAGCAAAAAAAGGUACUGAACUGCAGGUAAACAGAACUUCUACUGAGUUGGAAUAUUUCAAGCUCAGCACCAUAACGGCGGCCACUAACAAUUUCUCUCCAGCUAACAAACUCGGGGAAGGUGGUUUUGGCUCUGUUUAUAAGGGUCUGCUAGCUAAUGCAAAGGAGGUUGCAAUAAAAAGGUUAUCUAUAAGUUCAGGACAAGGAACAGAAGAAUUUAAAAAUGAAGUUAUGGUAAUUGCAAUGCUUCAACACAGGAAUCUUGUUAAACUUCUAGGUUACUGCAAUCAGGAUGGAGAACAAAUCUUAAUCUAUGAAUACUUGCCAAACAAAAGCUUGGACUCGUUUCUUUUCGAUGAAAGCAGAAUAUUGUUAUUGGAUUGGCGAAAACGCUUUGAUAUUAUUGUUGGAAUAGCUCGUGGGAUUUUAUAUCUUCACCAAGACUCCAGGGUGAGAAUCAUUCACAGGGAUUUAAAAUGCAGCAACAUUCUAUUGGAUGCAGAGAUGAACCCAAAAAUAUCAGAUUUCGGAAUGGCAAAAAUAUUUGAAGGCAACCGAACUGAAGAUAGGACAAGGAGAGUUGUAGGAACAUAUGGCUAUAUGUCACCAGAAUAUGCUGUGUUUGGAAACUUUUCUGUAAAAUCAGAUGUUUUCAGUUUUGGGGUCAUGUUGCUAGAGAUUGUGAGUGGCAAGAAUAACAACAGAUUUUAUCAACAGAAACCUCCGUUGACCUUGAUUGGAUAUGUGUGGGAAUUGUGGAGACUAGACAAAGCAUUGGAGAUAGUGGAUCCAUCACUGAAAGAGUUGUAUCAUCCGCGUGAAGCCUUGAAAUGCUUACAAAUUGGUCUCCUGUGCGUGCAAGAAGAUGCCACGGACAGACCAUCUAUGUUGGCAGUUGUUUUUAUGUUGAAUAGUGAAACAGAGAUUCCUUCUCCAAAACAACCUGCAUUCCUCUUUAGAAAAUCUGACAAUAAUCCUGAUAUAGCAUUAGACGUAGAAGAUGGACAGUGUUCUCUAAAUGAGGUGACAAUUUCUGAAGCUGCUUGUCGCUGAAGCUGUGCUGUCCGAAAAAAUUGCUAAUAUGAAGUUCCAUUAGAUUUGUAAUGAAAACAAAUAUGUUGUACAUCACAACAGAUCAAGCUCUUCAGCACUAGACGUACCCGCUGCUACAACUCCCAACCUGAUUCUAAACAACUGAUCUAUUCUGCCUGGUGACAAGGAAGAAACCUAACAGCAUCAUCAUAUGGAAUGCUAUAUGGGUGGUGUUCGUCAGCUAUUCUUUUAUGGAUAGUUACUCGAUCUACCUUAUGUUAUGAUGCUUGCUUUGUCUUACCUUUUUCUCCUAUGUUCCUGAGCCACAAAUAUGCUAAUGAUCAGCCAUGAUGAACCCACAGUUGGAACAAGAACGGUCACAAUUCCUUUUCAUGAGAGCCAUUUGAUCUCC